Sphenostylis stenocarpa is the source of this 1017-nucleotide messenger RNA. The record is from the annotation of a GenBank genome assembly. Lineage: Eukaryota; Viridiplantae; Streptophyta; Magnoliopsida; Fabales; Fabaceae.
AUGGAGGUGAAUAGGGUUCAAAACAUAGCCACAUUGUCCAUGGAGCCAAACACAAUCCCAGAAGAAUUCAUUCGGCCGGAGACAGAGCAGCCGGCGAUAACCACUUUCGAGGGUGAUGCCCCUGACAUACCUACCAUCGACCUAAGCAACCCUGACCAAGAAAACCUAGUAAAGCUGAUUUCCGAGGCUGCGGAAGAGUGGGGCAUUUUCCAAGUCGUGAACCAUGGAAUACCCUCUGAGUUGAUGCACAAGUUGCAAAGUGUUGGCAAAGAGUUCUUCCAACUCCCCCAGAAGGAGAAGGAAAAGUAUGCCAGGUCACCUGAUGCUAAAAGCCUCCAAGGGUAUGGGACCGAUAGUCUUUUUCGCAAGCUGCAUGAAGGUGCACAGGGAAAGAAAGCUUGGACCGAUCAUCUUUUCCACAAAAUAUGGCCUCCUUCUUGCAUCGACUACAAGUUUUGGCCUCAGAAUCCAGUUUCUUACGGAGAGACGAACGAAGAGUACGCGAAGGAGGUGCGAAGGGUGGCGGAGAAGGUGUUCACAUGUCUGUCUCUGGGGUUGGGACUGGAAGGGCAUGUUAUGAAGGAGGGUGCGGGAGGAGAUGAAUUGGAAUACAUGUUGAAGAUAAACUUCUACCCACCUUGUCCUCGCCCUGAUCUCGCUCUGGGAUUGACCCCUCACGCUGAUUUUUCACUCACUGUUCUUAUGCCCAAUGAGGUCCCUGGCCUCCAGAUUCUCAAGGAUGAUAUCUGGAUUCGCGCCAACUACAUCCCCAACGCCCUCAUCAUCAUCAUAGGAGAUCAAAUACAGAUUCUGAGCAAUGGGAGGUACAAGAGCGUGACACACAGAACGACGGUGGACAAGGAACGAACGAGGAUUUCGUGGCCGGUGUUCGUGGAGCCGCCGGGGGAGUGGGUGGUGGGGCCUCUCUCUCAGCUUGUCACAGAAGAUAACCCUCCCAAGUACAAGGCCAAGAAAUUCAAGGACUAUGUUUAUUGUAAACUAAAUCUUCCCCAGUGA